Messenger RNA from Somion occarium, 3175 nucleotides. The record is from the annotation of a GenBank genome assembly. Lineage: Eukaryota; Fungi; Basidiomycota; Agaricomycetes; Polyporales; Cerrenaceae.
GCUUGACUCCCACCAGCCAUCAUCAUCCCUUCAUACCGCUUCCUCCAUUUCCCUCCAGGCCACGUCUCCUUUCAGACUUACUCCUGUUCAUCCUUCUUUUUCCGCCGAUACUUCUUCAUCUUCUACGUCGCCUAUCUCUAUACAGCGGCCUUUGUCCCCGCGUCGUUCUCCGACACUCUCUCGCUCCUAUCCUCCUGUGAAGACACAUUCGCCGUCAAUGUCACUACCUCGUCCAUCAGUAUCUCCGACAAUAUCCAAAUCACCAUUGGAGGGAUUUGGACCGUUGGAAGCACUGGUGCAGGCAGCGACGGAGGAGCGAAGAAGGUUGAGUGGAGACUUGCCCACUGUGGGUUGGCAGGGUACGGGAUCAGAGACAAGUCCUCGGUUAAGAGCUGCUCCCGCAAGUCCCGCCCUUGUAGCUGCACCAUCACGUUCAUCCUAUUCGCGUUCGCCUGAGCCAUUGUCAUCACCACCAGACCACCCUCUUGAAUCAGCCUAUGGUCAACUCUCAACGUCACCGACCGUGAGCUCUACACGACUAUUGCCGAAUGAUAAUCUUCCUGAGAUCAAUGCUCGAACCCUACGCGAUGGUGAACCACCGCCCAAGCGUCGCAAGAGUUCCAAUGAAUCUCAGCCGCGACCUCCCCCUCUCGCACAACAUUCAUCACGCUCACCGUUAGUGCGGACUAGAGCUCUAAGCCCUGUGUCUGUACUUGACAUGAGGGGACGCGACCCAACAUUUGCAAGACCAUCUGUUUGGGACAGUCCCAGAGAUCCCUCGAUAAUAUCUUCACCAAGGGUGAUCGGCCAGUCUACUGCCACUCCUGUGGGUGUGCGCUCCCACUCUCAGGCGGGCAGCGCAUCAAGAGAGCUUGUAGAAGAACACAGGUUCAAUGGCUUGCCCUACGACCCCAGAAUCAACGAGACUCGCCCAGUUCCGGUUCCAGUCCCGCGCCGAUCUCUCAAGCAGGACGAUGCACACGAGUGGUUACUGGAGCACUACUCGUCAUCCCAACAGUCUGUUGUUGCGUUCUCACCUACCGAUCAUGUCGGGUCAGCUGUCUCGCAUCUAUCCUCGUUGAAGUUGGAGUCGCACAGUCCAAUCCCUCAAGUGAACGUCCGUGGUGCAUCCAGGUCUCCUUCUGAAGGUGGUCAAUCUUUGACAACUUUCGCGUCACCCGUGAUUCCUGCCCAUGUCUCUCAGCAGGCGAUUAUGGAUUCGGAUAUUGAUAUGGAACUUGACCUUGCUGUGUCUUCCCAUUAUUCGACUUCGAGGCAGACUGUCGCAGACAAUGAUGUAGAUGAUGAGUUACUCAGUCUCGUGGAUGACAGGCCUCGCUCGUCAAGUUCUAGCAUGAAGCCGAUAUCAGCACGCUCACCGAUCCCACCUUCCGGAUCUCCUCGAAAGCCAACACCCUCGCAAGUGACGUCCCUCAAGAAUAGUUAUCUGAGUGGUGUGCGGUCUCCUUCCAUUGGUACUCAAGCAGACCGAGAUUCCAUGCCGCCGCCUGCGGUUCCACUCGAUCAUGGAGGCAAAGGCGCAAUGACCAACUCUAAGAGUGGCGGGCGUGCUGAGAGCGCUGGGGCCACCCAGUCCAAGAAAAAGGACAGUGGCAAGGCAAUGGCGAGGACCAAGCAAAUACCGAAGGCGAAGCCCAAACCAAAAGGCAGGGCGAAAGUCGUGAAGGAUACUACAGCUGGUACUUCACAAACACACUUGAGCCCUUUGGUCCCGACUACAACCGGACGUGGUAAAAAGAGCUCACCUGCUGCAACACCCGGUGGUAAGCGUGCUGUGUCGACUGUUGCGGGUACACAGUCGCGUUCGAGGUCGACCUCCGUUUUACCUCCGGAAUCCAAUAAGGACUCGCCUGCCGAAGCUGAGGCAGAAGAGACCGUAGACGACAAGCUCUAUUGUGUUUGCAAGACGAGCUAUGAUGAGGACCGGGUCAUGAUAGCUUGUGAUCGAUGUGAUGAAUGGUAUCAUACGCAAUGCGUUCAAAUGCCCGAUGACGAGGUGGAUCUUGUGGAUCAGUUCAUAUGCCCUGUCUGCAUAGCGAACAACCCUACCUUGUCCCUUAAGACAACUUACAAGAAGCGUUGUUGGGCCGGUCUGAAACAUCCCAAUCCCUCUUCUCCCGAUGCCUGCCACAAACCCGCUCGCGGUGCCUUCUCCAAGUACUGCUCAGACGAAUGCGGCAUCGCUUAUGUGCAGUCCCGUAUCGAGCAUUGGGGUGGCGAUAAGGAAAGGUUGUGGCAGAGCGUCAAGAACGCGGACAAACGUGAAGCAGUUGUCGUUCGAUGCAUACCUAAAGCCGAAGUCCCCAACGGAGAUGUUAAAGUGAACGGGAAAAAUCAUCAUAUUCAGUCGACUACGCAGGAAGUUGUGCCUCCUGGUCGGUCCAAGACUCAACGCCAACUCGAUCGUCUCAAUGCUCGUCUGGAUAAGCUUGCUCAGCGGCGUGACGAAAUCAAGAGGGAUAUGGAAAUUGUCUUGUGGCGAGAGAAGCUUCUUGAACUUGCUAUCGCGAGAGCGGACGUAGUCAAUGAAUGUGGUUGGGACCAGAGGCUAUGUUUCGACCAUGAGGAGUACGCCGAAUUCGGUGCAACCGUGUUUGACAGCUAUUCCGACGAAGGCCAGAAGGAAAACGAGGACACCAUGCAAGUCGAUGGGGCUAUAGAAGAUGGAGAGUGGUGGUGCAAAGGCAAGCAGAAAUGUGAACGACAUGCGGGCUGGCAGAAGCUACGUCAAGCAGAGGUCUCGUUCGAGAAAGGCACCAUGGAGGCCUCUCUUGCUUCUCUCACCGCCCAGGAACGGGAACUACGAAAGCAUAUGGAAGAGGUGAUCAACCCGAAUACAAGCAAAGCCCGUAUCAUUGAACAAGUCAGCGUGGCACCAUUAAAACCCUUGCACGAACCUAAUGGAACCACGAAAGUCAAAGCGAACGGCACUUCCACGAAGAAGGGCAAGAAACGUAAGACUGAAGGAUCCUAGUGCCCAACCACGUUGUCUGUCUGCUCUGCAAGCUUGCUUUCGAUAUGUUCUGUGCAUCAUACUCUCAGUCUGGACGCUUUCAUUUUGAAUGCUUAGAUUACUAGUACAACUUGGGUAAUGCGAUUAUGUCUGCCCCAGCGGAGCUCUUGUGAAUACAUGACAUGACAUGCUGCUUGGCGU